AUGAAAUUACAUAUAUGGGGCCAGGGGAUAGAGCCCUCUGUCAUUAGUCCAGAAUGCAUUGCUUCAGCGUGGUUAAUAUGCCAAGUGUUGGAUUCCACGGAGUUCCAGAUAGUAACUUCAAAUAACACUAACAUUUCAGACAUUGGUAAACUCCCAGUUCUUAUAACAAAAGAUGAUGGUAAGCUCAAUGGUUAUGAAGAUAUAGCAAAUUAUUUACUUAAAGGUGAUAACUUGAAAGGGAAAAUUAUAAAGGCAGAAGAUCAAGUUUUAGAUUUUACAUUGAUGCAUUUUCUUCAAACACGCUUUGAUGCUCUUAAUAAGUAUAAUUUGUAUGGGGAUACAAAGAAUUAUGAAAUUUAUACAAGAAAACUAUACCCCAAAUUUUUGCCAUUCCCAAUGAUAUAUAACCAACCUUCCAAACUUCAUACUGAGGCGUUGGAACAAGCUCAACUUUUUGGACUUGGAUCUAAGAGCCUGGGAUUCUUAGGAUUCUUGGGACUUGCCAAAACCUCAGAUGAGAUCAUACCAGAUACAGAGUAUAUUAAUUCUUCGCAAGAUAAUGAUGAAGAAGAAGAAGAUUAUGAUCAUGAUGACGGAAAGGAACAGAAGCCCAUAAGUUCCUUGCACGAAGCACAAUUGAUUCAGAAAUCGAAGAAGAAGGCCUUAUUAAAGGAAACAAGAACAUCAAUAAAAUGCAUGAAUCUUUUAGGGAAGUACUUGGGUCAAUUGACAAUCUUAUCCGAGAAAAAUGAAUUUAAAUUUGGUACCUCAGAGCGUAUAACCCCAUCUGAGCUCCUAUUCCUUGCCUAUAUGUAUGCUCUUACAUAUGACGGGCUUCCAAACAGAUUUCUUUUCCAAUACUUGAGCACUCAAAAGAAACAUAUUUUGGAUUCUGUUAAAGUACCAAUACAAGAUUUCCAAAAGAAUAUGGAAUUUAGCACCUUUACACAACCAAGUUCCAGUGAGAGCCCUUCACUUUGGAAUGAAAUCCUAUAUCAAUUCAAUAAGUUAACCUAUUAA
Messenger RNA from Lizanozyma spartinae, 1020 nucleotides. It is a transcript of the gene SAM37, whose product is annotated as SAM complex subunit. The record is from RefSeq and is a predicted model, not a curated record. Gene Ontology annotation, biological process: mitochondrion organization. The transcript has a single exon. The coding region runs from base 1 to 1020 and encodes 339 amino acids. NCBI's taxonomy places the organism in Eukaryota, Fungi, Ascomycota, Pichiomycetes, Serinales, Debaryomycetaceae. Gene Ontology annotation, cellular component: SAM complex.